Phycomyces blakesleeanus NRRL 1555(-) is the source of this 1320-nucleotide messenger RNA. RefSeq lists its product as hypothetical. Gene Ontology annotation, molecular function: prephenate dehydrogenase (NADP+) activity; prephenate dehydrogenase (NAD+) activity; NAD+ binding. Gene Ontology annotation, biological process: L-tyrosine biosynthetic process. NCBI's taxonomy places the organism in Eukaryota, Fungi, Mucoromycota, Mucoromycetes, Mucorales, Phycomycetaceae. The coding region runs from base 1 to 1320 and encodes 439 amino acids. The transcript is spliced from 11 exons. The record is from RefSeq and is a predicted model, not a curated record.
AUGGCUACCCAAAAGGACACGAUUGAGAUUGGAAUUAUUGGUGCAGGUGGCAUGGGCCGCUUCUACGCCAACAAACUGUCCCAGGCAGGAUGGAAAAAUAUUAAUAUUUGUGAUUUACCAUCGAAAUACGAAUCCCUCAAGGAAGAUUUUAAAGACACUAAAAUCAACGUCCUUCCCGAUGGAUUUCAUGUAUCUCGUCGGUGCGAUUGGAUUAUGUAUGCUGUCGAAGCAGAGUAUAUUGACAGUGUUGUAUCUACCUAUGGACCUGCUUCCAAAAUUGGUGCUGUAGUUGGUGGACAGACCUCUGUGAAGCAACCUGAGAUCGACGCACUUGUCAAGUACCUUCCUAGUGAUGUCCAUAUUGUGUCUUGUCACUCUAUGCAUGGUCCAGGUGUGGAUCCUAAGAACCAGCCUUUGGUUGUCAUCCGCCAGCGUGCUACAGAUGAAAAAUAUCAAUUGGUUCUCAAUAUUCUUGAAUGCUUUGAAUCAAAUAUUGUUCAUCUGAGCGCUGAAGAACACGACCGUAUUACUGCAGAUACACAGGCUGUCACCCAUGCAGCAUUCUUGACUAUGGGAAGUGCAUGGAGAGCAAAUCACCAAUUUCCUUGGUUGUUGCCUCGUUUGGUUGGCGGUAUUGAGAACGUCAAGGUCAAUGUGGCUUUGCGCAUUUACAGCAACAAAUGGCACGUUUAUGCUGGUCUGGCCAUUAUGAAUCCUACUGCUAAAAUUCAAAUUGCCCAGUACGCCAAGUCGGUUGCAGAUCUCUUCAAGUUGAUGAUCCAAGAAAAAGAGACCGAGUUCCGCGCCAGGAUCAAGGCUGCUGGAGAUCAUGUAUUUGGUGGACUCCAGAAAGAUCACGUACCUAUUCUCCUGUCUGACCAAAUUUUGGAUGAGUUCUCUUUGUCCAACAUUCCGUCUGAUGUUAGAAUCCCAAACUCUCAUCUGUCACUCUUGGCUAUGGUGGAUUGUUGGUACGCAUUGAAGCUUAACCCUUAUGACCAUAUGGUGUGCCAAACUCCCCUAUUCAGAUUGUGGAUGGGUAUUACCGAGUAUCUGUUCAGAAGUCCUAUGAUGUUGGAAGACACCAUUCAAGCCGCACUAUACCGUAAGGAGAUUCGCUCUGAUGAUAUGGAGUUCGUUACCUGCGCACGUGGAUGGGCAGAAUGUGUGGAUCUCGGUAGUAUGGAAGGCUACCAGAAGCGCUUUACUGCUACCGCUGACUUCUUUAGAGACCGGUUCUCAGAUAGUAACAUUGUCGGUAACAAGAUGAUUGCCAUGAUUUCAAAAAAUAUGCACAAGACAGGCGAAGAGAAGAAAUAA